This is a messenger RNA of Mercurialis annua (annual mercury), 2136 nucleotides long. RefSeq names its product alpha-dioxygenase PIOX-like. NCBI's taxonomy places the organism in Eukaryota, Viridiplantae, Streptophyta, Magnoliopsida, Malpighiales, Euphorbiaceae. Gene Ontology annotation, biological process: response to oxidative stress. Gene Ontology annotation, molecular function: oxidoreductase activity, acting on single donors with incorporation of molecular oxygen, incorporation of two atoms of oxygen; peroxidase activity; heme binding. The transcript has 10 exons. The record is from RefSeq and is a predicted model, not a curated record. The coding region runs from base 37 to 1968 and encodes 643 amino acids.
AGUUUCACCAUCAAGAUUCUAAAAAAAAAAACAAAAAUGCUUUCUUUGCUAAUGUCUUCUUUGAAAUCUCUCAUAAAUUCUCAAUUCAAACUCUUCGUCCAUGACGAUUUUCAUGAAAUUGUUGCUAGGAUGACCAUCCUCGACAAAUUUAUUUUCCUUAUUGUGCAUUCCAUUGAUAAGCUAGGGAUAUGGCACAAGUUACCGGUGAUUUUAGGCAUGGUUUAUCUCUCCCUACGCCGGCAUCUGCAUCAAGAAUAUAACCUAGUGAACGUCGGUACAACUCCAGUAGGAGUUCGCUUCAAUCCGUUGGAUUAUCCUUAUCAAACAGACGAUGGAAAAUAUAACGAUCCUUUCAAUGAAGUUGCUGGGAGCGAAGGAACGUUUUUUGGCCGAAAUAUGGCCCCUGUUCAUCAGAAACAUAAGUUGAAGAAGCCAGAUCCAAUGGUGGUAGCUACGAAACUACUAGCAAGGAGAAAGUUCAUAGACACAGGGAAGCAAUUUAACAUAAUUGCAGCUUCUUGGAUUCAGUUUAUGAUUCAUGAUUGGAUCGAUCACUUGGAGGAUACUGAACAGAUCGAGUUGAAAGCACCCAGAGAAGUAGAAAGCCAAUGUCCUCUGAAAUCAUUCAAGUUCUACAAGACAAAGGAAGUUCCUACUGGCUUCUACGAGAUUAAGACCGGCGGCAAGAACAUUCGUACUCCUUGGUGGGACGGAAGCGUAAUCUAUGGCAGCAACACAGAAUGGCUGAAUAAGGUAAGAACAUUCAAAGAUGGGAAGCUGAAAAUAUCAGAAGAUGGACUUCUUCUCCAUGACGAAAAUGGCGUUGCUAUAUCUGGAGAUAUUCGCAAUAGUUGGGCCGGUGUCUCCACUUUGCAGGCUCUCUUCGUUAAGGAGCAUAACGCUGUCUGUGAUGCUCUCAAGAGGGAAUAUCCAGAUUUAGACGAUGAAGAUUUAUACAGGCAUUCAAGAUUAGUGACUGCUGCUGUUAUUGCAAAGAUUCACACUAUUGAUUGGACUGUAGAACUUUUGAAAACUGAUACUUUAUUAGCAGGAAUGCGUGCCAAUUGGUAUGGAAUAUUGGGAAAGAAAUUUAAGGACACAUAUGGACAUGUGGGAGGAGUAGUCUUGGGUGGUCUUGUGGGUCUAAAAAAACCCGACAAUCAUGGUGUCCCUUAUUCUCUAACCGAAGAAUUCGCAAGUGUUUACAGAAUGCACGCUCUUCUACCUGAUACUCUUGCCCUAAGAGACGUUUCAGCUAAGCCCGGUGUCAAUAAAUCUCUACCGUUAAUCAAACAGGUUCCUAUGGAAAAGCUGAUAGGACUAGAAGGAGAAAAAACUGUAGCAAAAAUUGGAUUCGCUGCACAAAUGGUAUCGAUGGGUCAUCAAGCUUGUGGAGCCUUGGAGCUGUGGAACUAUCCAGUUUGGUUUAGAAAUAUUAUACCACAUAAUCUUGAUGGCACUGAAAGAUCUGACCAUAUCGACCUAGCAGCUCUCGAAGUUUAUAGGGACAGGGAGAGAAAUAUAGCAAGGUACAAUGAUUUCAGGAGGUCCCUAUUGUUGAUCCCAAUUUCCAAAUGGGAAGAUCUGACGAAUGAUAAAGAAGCUAUCAAAGAACUAAGUGAGGUGUACGAUAAUGAUGUUGAAGAACUUGAUCUUCUUGUGGGUCUCAUGGCAGAGAAGAAGAUCCCCGGAUUUGCUAUCAGUGAAACUGCAUUCGUCGUAUUCCUUCUCAUGGCGACAAGGAGGCUAGAAGCAGAUAGGUUUUUCACAAGCCAUUUCAAUGAAGAAACGUACACAAAGAAGGGACUAGAAUGGGUGAAUACUACAGAGACUCUAAAAGAUGUGCUUGAUCGUCAUUAUCCAGACAUGACAAAAAAUUGGAUGAAUUCGCAAAGUGCUUUCUCUGUUUGGGACUCACCUCCUCCCGCUCGUAACCCUAUUCCUCUUUAUCUUCGUAUCCCAAAGUGAUCGGAGAUGAUCCACUUAAAAUUAUAUUGAAUUAAUAAUGUUGCAUGUGCUUAUUUUCUACGUUCAUGUAUUAUUUUGUUUGUUGAAAAAUGUAAACAAAAAGGGAGCUGUAUGAAAUGGAAAACUUUCUAAAUUCAUGAUUUAUGAAAGAGGAAAUUACACCCCCUA